AUGGAUCGUUUCUACCCCCCUCAUGGCUUACCCUCGGAUUCGAUUCCAUUUGGCCGUGGGCUUGGUGAUUUCACCAGACAAACAGAGACCCCUCCCACUUCCGUCUCGGAUGGCGUUCGUUUGGACCCUUCUCACCAUCGUGAUCCCUGUUCGGCAAUCGGGAACUGGACGUGUUCCAGCUCUGCAAGCCCUGGAGAGCCGAUGUUACUGUCUCCUCAGCACCAAUAUUCAUGGAAGAUGGCGCUGCCCCCAUCACUUCCGGCUCCGACCUCUCUACCGGAACGAGGGUUGCCUCGUUUACUGCCAUCUCAUCGUCUUGAGACACCUGCCAGACCAUCCUCGUUGGCGGCAGCUGGUGGCUCCAGGACAAGGCAACUUAAGCCCGGACUACGGCGCCUUGAUGACAGCAAAGCACCAUCAGACUGGCUGUGUGAGCCAGGAUCCAUCUCCUCAUGCUCGCAUGAGUCUACUUCUUCUUAUCGCACUUCAUCGGGGAUGUCACGGUCAGAUGCCUGUGAAACGGCUUGUCCUACAGCAAGCUUGCCACCACCGUCACCGGCAAUCUCGGCGUUAACCUACCCUUCGCUGAAGCUGGAAACGCCGGACUCUCCCGACAGUAUUGAUGAUAAACCUUAUUCUAAGCUUAUCGAAAUGGCCCUCAAGACCAAUCCGGAAAAGAAGCUGUCCCUCCAAGGGAUAUACAACUGGUUCGAACAAAACACAGCAAAGGGGAGAGAUCUCAGCUCAAAAGGCUGGCAAAACAGUGUACGGCACAACUUGUCCAUGAACGCAGGAUUUGAGGCAGUCCGGGAAGAAGCGACACCCGGAAAGAAAGCUGUGAAUUACUGGCGCCUAACUAAUGAAGCCAUCAAGAAUGGCGUCCAAUCCACCACUCGGUACCGGAAGCAGGCGAGUUACAGAAAGGCCUUGGGCUCGGAUCCACCGGCGCCUCAACGCCAGCGAUCCGGGGCUAAGGGAGGGAAAGCUACUAAAAUCAAAUCAAAGUUUCGAGGGCGGAUGAACGGGGAAGAGUUGCCCAAAGGCCGAUACCAUCCACGAGUGACAUCACAGCCGCGACCGACGGAGAAUGUGUUCACGCAUUACAAUACCACUGCGGGAACAUUGACCGGGAUCACAAUAAUGUCACCCUUCCAAGUCUCCGGACUGAGCCCGUCGGGGACUCGCUUAUCCAGCGAGCCAUUCGAUUUGGGAAGCGUUGUUGGCUGCGCAGAUCCCGCUCCAUGUCCUCCCCUUUUUUGCGACAUGGCGGGACCAGGGCCCGACUGUGUAGCGUUGGACUCUGGCUUUCUCGGCUGGGGGGCGGCUGUCCACUCAUUCCCUACUGGCUUACUGGGUGGCCCAAGAAUCUCCACGGAUCUCCAGAUGGGAGUAUAG
Aspergillus piperis CBS 112811 is the source of this 1395-nucleotide messenger RNA. RefSeq names its product forkhead box transcription factor. Gene Ontology annotation, biological process: regulation of transcription by RNA polymerase II. Bases 1 to 1395 code for a protein of 464 amino acids. Lineage: Eukaryota; Fungi; Ascomycota; Eurotiomycetes; Eurotiales; Aspergillaceae. The record is from RefSeq and is a predicted model, not a curated record. Gene Ontology annotation, molecular function: DNA-binding transcription factor activity, RNA polymerase II-specific; RNA polymerase II cis-regulatory region sequence-specific DNA binding. The transcript is spliced from 2 exons.